GGCCGCACUACCCCUGCACACACACUUCAGGAUUUACAUGAUGUGGCAAGCAGGAGUUGCCUGCCUGGCAUUGCUGGUUCUGCCGGCAGCUAGCAAGGAUCUUGUGGAAGUUCGGGAGGAGGAACUUCCUCAGGCGCAGGAACCUGAUCUCAUUAACUACGACGAUUACAAUCCUUUUGGUGAGGAUGAAAAUGCUAUAAUUGCCGAACGAGAUUUCAGCCGCUCCACAGCUAGUAAUGUUUGUCUUUUUUUGAUUAUUAAUAUUACUCCGACAACAGGACCGCUGAGUAGAUGCUUGGAUAUGGGACGCGCAUUCUCAGAUGGGGAGACGUGGAAGAGGGACAACUGCACUCUCUGCCAAUGCUAUAGCAGCCGCGUUAACUGCUCCGUACUGCCUGCGUGUUUACCUCCACCCCGGCCCAGCCCUGUUGCUCCACCACCGCCUCCCGUGAGGGGAGCCACUGGUGAACAGGGUACUGAUGGCCCGCCCGGCCCACCCGGCUCUCCUGGUGUUAACGGAGUACCCGGCGCUCCUGGUAUACCGGGGUCUAUUGGAGCCAUGCCUGAUGUGAACGCGUAUUUGGCUCAGUUGGCGGCAGCGGCUGGCGGCGAUAAAGGCCCUGCAUUCGACCCCUAUCACUAUAUGCAAGCUUCUGUCGGUUCUCCGGGAAUUAGAGGAAUAACAGGUCCCCAAGGUCCGCCCGGCCCGCAAGGUUUUCAAGGCCCCCGAGGAGAGCCUGGUGAACCGGGGCUUCCUGGACCACUGGGCCCCCCAGGAGAGCGAGGACCACAAGGACCACCUGGAAAAGAUGGCUCUCCCGGUGAAGAUGGUGAGCCCGGCCCCGCAGGAGUGGCGGGUCAAGCUGGUCCUCGAGGUAGCCCAGGGAUACCAGGUAUCCAAGGUUUGAAGGGUCAUCGCGGUUUUGACGGCAAAGACGGCGUAAAAGGUGAACAAGGUCUACCAGGUGAAAAGGGACCAUCUGGGCUGCCUGGGCAAAUGGGACCACCAGGGCCGUUGGGUCCCGUUGGACCGCGAGGUGAAAGAGGACGUGAAGGCUCCCCUGGUUCUCCUGGCAUGCGAGGUGUUGAUGGAACUCCAGGUCCACCAGGAAUUAUGGGAAACGUCGGAAAACCUGGUUCACCAGGAUUUCCCGGUUCACCAGGCCUUAAAGGAGAACUAGGCAUAGCUGGACCUAAGGGAAGCCAAGGUAUGCAAGGUCCUAGGGGUGAAUCUGGGCGACCUGGCCAACCCGGAGAAAUUGGACCAACUGGCUUAGCUGGACGGGAUGGCAUACCAGGUGAAAAAGGUGUGCAGGGUCAAGCUGGAUCAUCUGGACCUCAAGGCUUUCCAGGUCCUAGAGGAAUGCCUGGAGUAGCGGGUGAUCCAGGCAUACAUGGAGCGAAGGGUAUACCGGGUCAACCGGGUGAACGCGGAGUCAAAGGUGAAACUGGUAUGCGCGGAGAGACAGGAGCUCCGGGACCACGUGGUAUGCCAGGAACCCUAGGACCAGAAGGCAAACGGGGAAAGAGAGGAUUGAGAGGGCCGGCUGGCAAUAUAGGACCGCAAGGAGAAAGGGGCUUGCAGGGGUUAAGAGGCUUGCCUGGUGCAGAUGGUCCAUUAGGUCCUAAAGGCCAAGCUGGUGAAAGAGGAAGUGUAGGUCUUCCUGGGCCUAAAGGCAGUACUGGUGACGCAGGGAGGCAUGGUCCACAGGGACUGCCAGGACCAAGAGGAAUGAUUGGAAGACCGGGAAUAACUGGCAAGUCGGGGUCACCUGGUGAAAGAGGUAUACCCGGUGCCGACGGCAGGCCAGGUGAACAAGGGCCACAAGGGUUACAGGGACAACCAGGAUUAAUAGGUAGCCCAGGAGAAAGAGGAUUGCAGGGUGAACAUGGUAAAGACGGCGAUGUUGGCCAACCUGGACCAUCAGGUCCCAAAGGUGAUGCGGGGCGUGACGGUAGCCCUGGUGCCCAAGGUCCUCAAGGCCCCGUUGGGGCUACUGGUGAAAGGGGUCCGACUGGUCCCACUGGACCUACUGGUUUCCCUGGAAUGCCUGGAAGUGCAGGUUUAUCCGGCUCUCCGGGAAAAGAUGGAGAACCUGGUGUAUCUGGACCAGCUGGACCACCUGGACAAGCAGGGCCACGGGGCGAAAGAGGAUUUUCUGGGGAAAGAGGCAUUCCUGGACAACCAGGUACAACAGGAGAAAAAGGUGAAACAGGCGCCCAAGGUCUUGAUGGGCCACCGGGUUCAGAAGGUCAACGAGGCAGUAAAGGCCACCCUGGUCCGAUGGGGGCUAUGGGAAUGCCUGGUCCACGUGGGCUUACUGGUUUAUCUGGUGAGAAGGGAGAACGAGGUUCAGCUGGUCCUCAAGGCCCUGAAGGGCCGACAGGUCGUCAGGGUGAACAAGGUCCACAAGGUCCAGUGGGACCCACCGGGCCACCGGGUGAACCAGCUGAAAGGGGGGAACCAGGUGUACCAGGAAUUCCUGGUGAACCUGGAGCUCAGGGAUCUACUGGCGAACGUGGUCAACCUGGCCAGCAAGGAUCUUCAGGUCUACCUGGUCCACCAGGAUUAACAGGCAUGCCGGGAUUGAAAGGAGAUAGAGGAUACGCUGGGGCUAAAGGACAACAAGGAACGCCAGGAAGUCAAGGUAUCCCGGGAGAAGCAGGCCAGCGAGGAUUGCCAGGGCAAGUAGGAGCUAAAGGUGCUCGAGGUGAACAAGGGCUCAAAGGCGAUAUUGGGCAUAUGGGACUAGCGGGCCGACCGGGAGAUCUGGGACCGCCUGGACCUCAAGGAAGCCAGGGUCCAGCAGGAACGCCUGGGACUCCCGGCGGAAAAGGAAGUACUGGGGAUUCAGGAAGACCUGGUCCUACUGGACCUCAGGGUUUGACUGGUCCCCAAGGACUUGAGGGAGUGAAGGGCGAGAGAGGCAGUGAGGGUGAUACUGGGCCGCAAGGGCCACCUGGUUCCGCUGGUCCAGCUGGAGAGAGGGGCCCUAGUGGUAUGCCAGGCUUAGUUGGUGCACCUGGAGCCCAAGGAUUGAGAGGUGUACAGGGCGAAAGUGGUGCUCCUGGCAAACCUGGUACGGAUGGGACACCUGGACUUACUGGAGCUCCCGGUUUGCAAGGACCUCCGGGGCCUAUGGGUGAACCAGGUCCAGAAGGUCGCCCGGGUAAGCUUGGUCAGCCGGGUAUACCGGGACGACCAGGAGAUAAGGGGCCGGUGGGUCAACCAGGGCAGUCUGGACCUUCAGGGCCUCCAGGAAUACAGGGGCCGCCUGGAUCUUCAGGGCCACCUGGACCCUCUGGUGAAAGAGGACCAAGAGGAGAAUCGGGACCACCAGGUGUUGAAGGAAGACAGGGUCCCUCAGGAAAGCAAGGUCCACCUGGAAUGGAAGGAGUCAAAGGAGAACGGGGAGAAUCUGGGAACGAUGGCGCUAAAGGACACGCGGGUUUGCCCGGAUUGCCAGGCAUGGUUGGUGCCCAAGGUAGAACUGGUGACAGAGGACUACCAGGGCCGAUGGGACCGCCAGGAAAAGAUGGUGAUUCGGGACCUCGAGGUUCACCUGGUCGUGACGGAAGCGUUGGUCCGCAAGGUCCUGCAGGGCCACCUGGAAGUCGUGGUUCCCCGGGUGAACCAGGGCGGCAUGGUACCCCCGGAGUUGCCGGUCCGCCAGGGCCUCCAGGACCAGCGGGAGAAGGUCUUGCUUACGAUGCUGCUGCUAUUGCUGCUAUGCUCCAACAAGGUUCCAUUAAAGGCCCAGAUCCGUUAGGCGAUGAUCCCAACAUAAUGCCUCCAAGAUUCUUCAAAGACGAUAUGACAGCGGCGGAAAAGAAGAACAUCGUGAUGAAAGCCUAUGAACGUCUCAAAGUUUCUCUUGAUAAAUUCCUAAAACCAGACGGAUCGAAGGAGGCUCCUGCUAAGACAUGCGGCGAUAUUUUAUAUCAUCAUCCUGAAUAUGAAAGUGGUCAGUACUGGAUUGAUCCCAACGGCGGAGACAUAAACGAUGCGAUACUGGUGCAUUGUGAUAUGCCAAAUGGUGCAAGCUGCGUCUUCCCUAAGCCAAUGAUGUCUGAGGAGUUAACACACACCGGCAAGAACGAGGCAUGGCUUAGUGAAGUGGAUAACGGAUUUACGAUCUCCUACAAGGCCGAUCACAGCCAGCUUACCUAUCUCCAGCUCUUAUCGAUGAAGGCAGUUCAAAACGUGACCCUCCAUUGCCGCAACACGGUCGCCUACUACGACCCUGCGACGCGGAACUACAAACACGGUGUUAAGUUGCUUGCUUACACCGACGCGGAGAUUUUACCGAAAGCUAAUAACAGGCUCAGAUAUAAGGCCCUAUUAGAUGAGUGCCAGUACAAGAAAUCAGAAUGGGCGAAAACCAUAGUCCAGUAUGAAUCGGACAAGCCUGGUCGACUUCCACUCCUGGACGUAGCAGUGAGGGACGUUGGAAGACCACAACAGAUGUACAAGAUCGAACUGGGUCUUGCGUGCUUUAAAUAG
This is a messenger RNA of Pararge aegeria (speckled wood butterfly), 4504 nucleotides long. Its product is annotated as collagen alpha-1(I) chain-like. The transcript has 24 exons. Lineage: Eukaryota; Metazoa; Arthropoda; Insecta; Lepidoptera; Nymphalidae. Gene Ontology annotation, molecular function: extracellular matrix structural constituent. The record is from RefSeq and is a predicted model, not a curated record. Bases 38 to 4504 code for a protein of 1488 amino acids.